UAAUUUCUGCAGCUCUUAUGUCCUUUGCCAUGACAGUCCCCAGAGAGUUUGCACGGAAAGGGAGAUCACUUGUUGAAGUAGAUAGGUGGAAAGCAACAGAGUUCAGAACUUUUCUCCUGUACACUGGUCCAGUGGCACUGAAAGACCAUCUGCCGAAUGUUCUAUACCACAAUUUUAUGCUUCUGCAUGUAGCCAUUCGAAUUUUAUGCUGCCCUCACUGUGCCUCCAGGACUGUGAUUUUGCUGAAAAGUUACUGAUCACAUUUGUCGAGCAUUUUCAAUCUGUUUAUGGUAAUUACGUUGUGUAUAACAUACACAGGCUGACACAUCUUGCCAAUGAUGCAAGGCAGUUUGGUGUGCUGCAUAAUUUCUCAGCUUUCCCAUUUGAGAACUUCCUCUACACAUUAAAAAAAAUGAUUAGGACCCCUACCCAGCCCCUUCAACAGAUCAUCAGGAGAUUGUCAGAAAAAGCAAGUGUCAGAACUAAAAAAAGGGUGUGCAAGGAUGGUUUUUACCAGGAACAUAAGAAUGGGCCUUUUCCAUACAAUGUGACAUCUCAGCAGUUUACACAGUAUAAGCAAUAUGUAAAUGGUGGAACUUUAAUUAGUUUAUCAGAGGGAGACAACUAUAUUCUGUUCAAUGGAGAUAUUUAUAUAGUGAAAAAUAUUUUAAAAGACAAGAUAGCAUCGCAUCUAGUCUGUCUUAAAUUCCAAAACAAGUCAUCUUUUUUCACCUAUCCCAUUUAUUCAUCAAGUCUUGAUAUAUCCUUUGUGAAACAACCCGGGCAGUCAUUGACUAUUGUUCCUACACAGACUGUUUCAAAAGUCCUUCUUUUACAGUAUAAGGAUGGGUUUGUGGAAUAUCCUUUACUGCAUACUGCUUGAUUCCCCCCCCCCCCCUUUCUGCAUAUGACAAAUGUACAGUACUUACCAAUCAAAGAAUAGUAAUAAUAAGACUAGUAAAUGUUUUAGUUUAGAUAGAUUUCCACUGUGAGGGAAAUUUAAUAGAGCUUCAGUAAAUGUAUAUAGUUUGUAACACUAGAUAUUUUUUAUUUUUUAAAGAUGUAUUCAAUAGUUGUUUUUACUGAAAAGAAUGAGACAGAGGUGAUACCAAGUGACUGGCUGAGCAUCGACAAAAAAGUUUCCUUUUGGCCCCCAUAUAACGGUACAAGAUGUAGAAAAGCGGUUGAAAAAAAUGAAACUCCUGAUGAAGAAUGGGACCAAUAUGAAACUGAAUGGGUGGCUGAGUAUGAUUCCUAUGAAAAAGCCAGAAGAAAGCUGGUGAAGUUUUGUAAAGGCAACAGUUUGGAGUCUACAGAUGAGGACAGUGUACGGAAAAGAGUGUAUGUUUCCUAUGUUCUCUGUUCUCCUUUUAUAGCCUACUGCUUAUUUGCAACUAGUCUUCACUGCGCUUUUAAAAAAUUGAUUACACUUAAUGUGUCCAACAGACCAUCGUCAAAAUAUGUAAAUGGAUUUACAUCUGAUACAGCCUCAGGAAGACCUCCAGUGCAGGCCUCAGCAAGCAGGCUCCACACAGAGACAAUGGAAAGACCAAAAAAAAAAUUCUGCAGUAAUGGAGCCAAAAGCCUGACCUUGCCAGCCAUACCACCAUUUGCACCAUCAGCACCUGCUGUGACAGUCCCUGAACCAAGACAUGAUGAAAGAGAACUCCGGCUCUACCAGAUGCUGGAAGAGAUCAAGGGUCAAGUCAGGCAGAAUACGCUCCUCCUUCAGGCCAUACUGAGAAGAGAGAAUGCAGCUGAAGUUGUAACAGAGGAGUUUCAGUUUCCAUUAAGGAGCAUGACGGCCAUAAAAGAUCUGGAGGAUAGGCUGUCAAACAGAGACACACAACGUUCUCUGGUAAAUUCUAAUGAUGUUCUGUAACUUCACUUAAAAUAAUAUUAACAUAUAUAGAGACCUAGACCUGAUUUACUGCUGCUUAACACAUGAUUUGUUUUCAUAGACAAAAUAUCUUACCAGCUUGGGUGGAACAUCUGCCAAACACAUUGUCCACAGAAUGAUGAGGGAAUUAAUAACCAAUGAGUUGGCCAACAAUUUUAAUUGGCAAGGGAGAGGACAGAAGAGCCCCUUUUCUACGCUCUUGCUGGCAAAAGUUGUCAUAGGCGAUAUGUUUUAAAAAACAUUCAAACAUUCAAAACUUAGACAUAACUUUGAAAUAGCAAAAGAGGAAACAACCCCUUAUAGUCUCACAUAAUGUUGAAUGAAAUACAAUGGAAGAAUGCCAAUUAAUCAACUAAUCAUACAGAACUCUACAAAAUACACCUCAGAUGAUCUGUCGCCUAACCCUUUCUUUGUUUUAUUUUCUUUAAUUUCAUGC
This is a messenger RNA of Sander lucioperca (pikeperch), 2336 nucleotides long. RefSeq lists its product as uncharacterized. The record is from RefSeq and is a predicted model, not a curated record. The coding region runs from base 1061 to 1882 and encodes 273 amino acids. Lineage: Eukaryota; Metazoa; Chordata; Actinopteri; Perciformes; Percidae. The transcript has 5 exons.